Messenger RNA from Osmerus eperlanus (European smelt), 2138 nucleotides. RefSeq names its product guanine nucleotide-binding protein G(I)/G(S)/G(O) subunit gamma-5-like. Gene Ontology annotation, molecular function: G-protein beta-subunit binding. The record is from RefSeq and is a predicted model, not a curated record. The transcript is spliced from 3 exons. Gene Ontology annotation, biological process: G protein-coupled receptor signaling pathway. Lineage: Eukaryota; Metazoa; Chordata; Actinopteri; Osmeriformes; Osmeridae. Gene Ontology annotation, cellular component: heterotrimeric G-protein complex. The coding region runs from base 67 to 282 and encodes 71 amino acids.
CACCCUCGGCUUGUGUCUGACUUGGGACAGAAGUUUCACACACUCCGCCAUACUUCUGCCGCCGACAUGUCAAACAAUAACGCCAGCAGCAACCUGGUCGUCGCCAAGAAAGUCGUCAAACAGCUGAGGCUGGAGGCCAGUGUCCGGAGAAUAAAGGUGUCCCAGGCAGCGACAGACCUGAAGAACUUCUGCAUACAGAACGCUCACAAAGACCCUCUUCUCAUGGGAGUCCCAUCAAGUGACAACCCCUUCAGACCGCCUAAGUCUUGCACCCUGUUCUGAGUUGUGUACAAGUGCAUCCCCUGUACUUCUUUCUGCUGCUGGUCUGGGAGGGAUGAAGGGAUGAGAGAAACAGAGGAUGGCGUUAGAGAGCUGAAUACAGUGCCAUACAAUCACCACAGGUUUCAAACACGGGUCAAAUUAAGAGACCAUUCAUUAAUGGACCAUCAUCAUUUUGGAGUUGAGGCGCACUUGAUUUACUGUGCCUGGCAUGCAGCGUGGGCUGUGUUUACUUGUUUGGGUUCUUGGUCCUCGUCAAAUUCUGAAGAACACCAGGCUCACUUCAAACAUUUGGUUCAAAGAUAAAGAUCAUAGAUAUAAUCAGAACCGGAUCAUCCAUGUACAGGAUUGUGAUCACCGAAUAGUUGAAUGCUGCGUUCAAGCACAAGUGUGUGUACAGUAUGUAUGUUAUUUACAGACUGCAUGCAUAUACGUUGUCAGUGAUUUUACAAGCUCCAAGCCUUCCUCUACUAUGCCCCUACACACGCACACACACACACACUUACAUACUGUCAACUUCAUCCCUGAAUGAAAAACUAUCACUACUGUAAAUGUAACACAGAAGCAAAACAAGGACCUAGAAUCACUCACAUAAUAUACAAUAAUCUAUUCAAACUUGCCCUCAUCCAUUCUCAUCCACUUAAACAAACUUUCAUCCAUUUUCAUCCUCACAAACAGACCUUCAGUUACUCACAUGGCCGUAUGAUAACUCUCUCAUUUACAAAGAAAAGUCUUUGAGACCUUGUGCCUUCGUCUAAGAGCAGUUAAUGGGUGUUUGUGCCUAUAUACAUCACUUUUUACACGCACACACACACCAAGCACUCACACAGGUUUCUAAGCGAUGGUGUGUGUGUUUAAUAUCUUCCCAUAGGCUGCUCACAGCUACCGGGUCACAUGGUCACUUCCUUCCUGUCUAUGAAGAGGCAAUACCUCUUCAAUAUUUAAUCACUUUUUUUAUUUGUUGUUUUACUGUCACCCCCCCCAUUUUGUUUUGUUUUGUUUUCACUCUAAUGCUAUGUUGGCAUUCCAGCACGAAUCAAGGGAUUUCUUUAAAUAGAUUUGCUGUCCGUCCAAAGUAAGUGAAAAGGGAGCUGGGCCUGGGUUAGGCGUGGUUCCGCUCAGCAGUGUUGCCUGUGUGACGCCCGUGUGACACCCAGGACCUUUUGAUCACUACUAAAUUACUUUAUAUUAAAUUGUCAUAUUGUAUGUGGGUGUUCAACCAACACGAGGCGGAGGAAGAGAGGCCUUGUAAAAUUCCCAGCAAGCCCACAACUUCACUCUAGACCCCCCGAUUACAGCUAUACUACGAGGUCCACCAGCACCAGCCGUCAUGCUGGUGUGGCAAGGCAUCCUGGUUUCAUGUCAUUUAGGUUACAGGGUAACAGUAGGUGUGUUCGACUUCAUGCAGCACCGGCGGCGAAGAAAGCCGGCUCCAGGCGGCUGCCUUGAAGUUGAGAAUGCCAUUGGCUGCUUCAAGUCAGCCGGGCUGCAGGCGACGCCGGCGCUGCAUGAAGUCAAACGUACCUAUUGUUUUAACGUCCACGCCAGGAGCCCUCCCCACCCCCUCCUUAACAACGCCCCUGCUGGCUCCACCCCCUCCUUAACAACGCCACUGCUGGCUCCACCCCCUCCUUAACAACGCCCCUGCUGGCUCCACCCCCUCCUUAACAACGCCACUGCUGGCUCCCUAACGACCCUGUGGUGACAUCGUCGUCACCUGAGGUGUUCCGGUGCUCGUCCCUGAUAGGGGCGCUGUGUCAUCGCCAUGUUGUGUUCGGCUGUGUGCCUGCAUCUCCUGCGCCUUACCCUACACUACUGCGUGAAUGGAUGAAACAAUACAUUUCUUCUACGACUAAAAA